UUUUUAUUGACAAAAUUUUUUGAACAUUUGGAUUAACGUUGUAAAAUGGGUGUGAUUUGUUGUAAGACAAAAAAAUACACAGAAACACAUUUAGAAUCCUGUGAACAAGAAAAAGAUGAAAAAAUGAAUACUUGUAUUUCUUCUAAAAAAAAUAAAUCAAAAUCAUCAAAAAAAGGGUAUACACUUUCAAAAGAGAAAAAUACAGAAAAAGCGGAACAUGAUAUUAGUAUUUUAAGGGAAGCAGCAGCAAAUGCAGCACAAGCAAGAUUUGAAAAAAACAAAAAUAAAGGAAUAUCUAGUCCGGGUAAACUUUCUUCUCAGUUAGCAGCAGAAAAAAAAAAAACCCGUAUAGAACUAUUAGAAGAUAUUUCACGGGAGAAACAGAUAGAAAGAGAUCAAAAACAAAUGAAUGAUCUAAGAUGGGAUUAACUUGUCAUAAUAAAUAUUAGAUUUCAUACAAAAAAAAUUAAA
Pneumocystis carinii B80 is the source of this 471-nucleotide messenger RNA. RefSeq lists its product as hypothetical. The record is from RefSeq and is a predicted model, not a curated record. The transcript has 2 exons. The coding region runs from base 46 to 429 and encodes 127 amino acids. Lineage: Eukaryota; Fungi; Ascomycota; Pneumocystomycetes; Pneumocystales; Pneumocystaceae.